This is a messenger RNA of Drosophila rhopaloa, 1109 nucleotides long. Its product is annotated as serine protease snake. The transcript is spliced from 4 exons. NCBI's taxonomy places the organism in Eukaryota, Metazoa, Arthropoda, Insecta, Diptera, Drosophilidae. Gene Ontology annotation, molecular function: serine-type endopeptidase activity. Gene Ontology annotation, biological process: proteolysis. The coding region runs from base 116 to 1066 and encodes 316 amino acids. The record is from RefSeq and is a predicted model, not a curated record.
ACCCCCUUGAACCUCACCUGCGCUUCCAAUGGGGGUCCACAGCUGAUCGAUCAGUAACUAAUUGGGAGCCAAACCCGUUCGGAUCUCACAGUCGAUUACCGAUCGUCACCAGAAGAUGUGGACGCCUCUGCAGUUUUCCCUGCUAAUCAUUCCGCUGGCAUGUGUUUUUGGCCAGCAUUCGGAUAUGGAUAUAGUCAUGUCCUGCACGAGAUAUAAGAAGAGUGUUUUUGAGGAGACAAUCUCCUACGGUUUCCUGCUCCCAGGUGCUCCGAUCGAGAGCCGGGUCAUCGACAAUUGCAGGAGCUACACGCCCUUAAUUGUAGGUGGUCAUCCGGCCCAGCCUCGGGAAUUUCCGCACACGGCACGCUUGGGACGUCGUCAAGAUCUGUUCAGUCGUACCGACUGGUUUUGCGGUGGCGUUCUGAUCAGCGAGCGGUUCGUCUUAACCGCUGCCCACUGUCUGGAAUCGGAAAAAGGAGAAGUAAAUGUGGUGCGAUUGGGCGAACUCGAUUUUGAUACGUACGAAGAUGAUGCGGCGCCCAGGGAUUAUAUUGUUUCCGGAUAUGUAAUCCAUCCGGGCUAUGAGGAUCCCCAGUACUACCAUGAUAUAGGACUAAUCAAGCUGAUGGAGGAUGUUAUCUUCGAUCUCUAUAAGCACCCCGCCUGUCUUCCGUUUCAGGAUGAACGCUCCUCCGACUCCUUUAUAGCCGUUGGCUGGGGAAGCACAGGACCUGCGCUAAAGCCCUCGGCCAAGCUGCUCAAAGUGAAGCUGGAGCAGUACAGAGAUGGGGUGUGCAAAAAACUGCUUACCCGGCAACUGGAAGAAUUCCCGCGGGGAUUCGAUGCGAGCAACCAAAUCUGUGUGGGUUCGGAGAUGGCCCGGGACACCUGUAACGGCGACUCCGGCGGUCCUCUACUGAUUUACCACCAAAAAUAUCCUUGCAUGUACCAUGUUGUAGCAAUUACAUCGGCAGGAUUGUCCUGUGGUACUCCGGGAAUUCCCGGAAUAUAUACUCGCGUGUAUCCUUAUCUGAACUGGAUAACCCGAACCAUAGCCAAAUUUUAAAAAUGUAUUAAUAAAUGACAGUCCAACUAUAAAACCAACCCAA